Messenger RNA from Oryza sativa Japonica Group (Japanese rice), 2037 nucleotides. Its product is annotated as ABSCISIC ACID-INSENSITIVE 5-like protein 2. Lineage: Eukaryota; Viridiplantae; Streptophyta; Magnoliopsida; Poales; Poaceae. Gene Ontology annotation, biological process: positive regulation of DNA-templated transcription. Gene Ontology annotation, molecular function: DNA-binding transcription factor activity. Gene Ontology annotation, cellular component: nucleus. The record is from RefSeq and is a predicted model, not a curated record.
CCCCAUUUCCACCCCUCCUAUUUCCUCUCUUUCACGCAUCUCGACUCCAUCUCACUCUCCCCCCUCCCUCCUCUCUCGCUCGCUGCGAUCUGCACUGCUACUCCGGUAGGUCUCCUCCCCCCCCCCCUUCCUCGCGCGGCCGCGGCCACCGCCGGCGAGAAGCCCGCCGCGGCGGCGCUGACCCCCUCCGCCUCUUCCCGCGCGCGGCCCCGCCAGCCGGCCACCGUCUCGGGUCAAAUCGAAUCGAAUCGAAUCCAAAGAGGAAAAUCUGGGGUUCAGUUGAACCCUAAUGCCCCCAGGUUAGGUCAGCCUCGCUGGGUAUCGCGGCUGCUGAGGUUACUUGGAGAGGGGUAGGGUGGAAUCCUCGGGGGCUGAUUUGGUGUAAUUGAGAGCGCCGAUUCAUGAUUCAGGCAAUGGCUUCGCAUGCUGGAGGUAGUGGCGGCGGCGGCGGUGGAAGUGGCCGGGAUGCUGGCUCGGCGCAGCGCGGGCCGAUGCAGGGGUUGGCGAGGCAAGGGUCGCUGUAUGGGCUUACACUCAAUGAGGUUCAGAGCCAGUUGGGGGAGCCGUUGCUUAGUAUGAACCUUGAUGAGCUGCUUAAAAGCGUGUUUCCUGAUGGCGCGGACCUUGACGGUGGCGGUGGCGGUGGCGGCAUCGCGGGCCAGUCUCAGCCGGCCCUGGGGCUGCAGCGCCAGGGGAGCAUCACGAUGCCUCCGGAGCUGAGCAAGAAGACGGUGGAUGAGGUGUGGAAGGGCAUCCAGGAUGUGCCGAAGAGGGGUGCUGAGGAGGGUGGCCGGUGGAGGCGGGAGAGGCAGCCGACCCUGGGGGAGAUGACGCUUGAGGAUUUCCUGGUCAAAGCUGGGGUUGUCACGGAUCCGAACGAUUUGCCAGGAAACAUGGAUGUGGUAGGGGGCGCUGCUGCGGCUGCAGCUGGUACGUCUGAUUUGAAUGCCGGAGCACAGUGGCUACAGCAGUAUCACCAGCAGGCUUUGGAGCCCCAGCAUCCAAGCAUAGGUGCUCCUUACAUGGCAACUCACCUGGCACCUCAGCCAUUAGCUGUUGCUACAGGUGCUGUUUUGGAUCCAAUUUACUCCGAUGGCCAGAUCACUUCGCCAAUGCUCGGGGCUCUUUCUGAUCCUCAGACACCUGGGCGCAAACGCUGUGCCACAGGGGAGAUUGCAGAUAAGCUAGUAGAAAGAAGGCAGAAGAGGAUGAUAAAAAACAGGGAAUCAGCUGCCAGGUCAAGAGCGAGGAAGCAGGCUUACACUAAUGAGCUUGAAAACAAAGUUCUUCGUCUAGAAGAGGAGAAUGAGAGGCUAAAGAAGCAGAAGUAUUUCUUACAGUUUAGAAACGAAGUGAAUCAUGCUGCCCUUGUUCUUGAGAUUGGGAGUUGGAUGAGAUACUGAACUCCGCGCCUCCCCCGGAACCCAAGUAUCAACUCAGGCGAACAAGCUCGGCCGCCUUCUGAUGGUGACGAUGUCCAUAGUAAAUUUUGUAGAUUAUAUGGGGUCUGCCCACAUAUUUCGCAUCCUUUGGCGGUAGGAACAAUCGAUAUAGCUUGAGAUUCCAUCUUCCCCCUCCAGCCGGUGGUGGUUUAGAGCUUGUAAACACCAGCACCAGCAGAGCCCUAGCCAUGUCGCCCCAGCUGCUGAUCUCUUCGGAGGCUUUGUCACUUGUCAGUAUGUAAAUUCUCCAAGGCACGUGUCGCUGUUAAGUUCUCAGAGCUCCUUGGUUAUACAUGAUUGGGCCCUUUGCCUGUUUCUUGUGGUUGGUUGAUACUUAGUACUUGGUUGUGAUCAGUGUACUGUGGAGACUUUUGUUAUGGCCUGAUCAACAUCAGUUCCCCUGUUUCGGCUAAGAUAACGAUGGGUGAUAAGUUGACGGCUCACCCAUGCAACACAUAUCGUAUGCCUGUCUGGGGGAGCAGAGUUUUAGAUUGUGAGAAGUAGCUGAUGGGAAUCUAGAGCUUUUUGGGUUUAAUUUAUUUUCUGAAUUUUGUAACUACAGUUUCUUAGAAUGGAAGUUGGAUUGAUCGAGAAA